Messenger RNA from Anolis carolinensis (green anole), 3749 nucleotides. Its product is annotated as acyl-coenzyme A thioesterase 1. The transcript has 6 exons. Gene Ontology annotation, molecular function: fatty acyl-CoA hydrolase activity. Lineage: Eukaryota; Metazoa; Chordata; Lepidosauria; Squamata; Anolidae. Gene Ontology annotation, biological process: acyl-CoA metabolic process; fatty acid metabolic process. Bases 95 to 1405 code for a protein of 436 amino acids. The record is from RefSeq and is a predicted model, not a curated record.
AGAUUGCUUUUGCCUGCAGCGGCCCCUUUGAGAGUGCGAAAGCGCCCUUAAAGGGGCCGCGCCCCCAUUCCUCCCGCCCUGCCUCUUGCCCACCAUGUGGCGCUCGGCAGGCUUCUGCGCGGGUGCGUCCUUGACCCGCCUCGCCGUCCGAAGGGCGGCCGCCACAGUGACGGUGACCCCCGCGGAGGGAUUGGCGGACCGGCCUGCGGAGAUCCAAGUGCGGGGCCUGCCUCCCGGGCAGGAGGUCACCCUCCGGGCGCUGGCAACGGACGAGCAGGGCUCCCUCUUCGACGCCUGCGCCCACUACCGCGCGGAUGCGGGGGGCGCGGUGGACGUGGGCGCGGAGGCCUCCCUGGGCGGGGACUUCGUGGGCCGCGAACCCAUGGGCCUCUUCUGGAGCCUCUCCCCGGCGGCCAUGGAGCAGCCCCACCGGCGCCUGGAGCCCCGGAGCGCGGAGGCGGCGCUGGAGGUGGAAGUCUCCGUGCACCGCGGGUUCAGCGGCCCUGGAGAGAUUCCCGGGCAAGUGCUGGCCAAGGCCCGCGCGGAAAGGCGCUUCACCCUUCCCGGGAUCAGGAAGGUCCGGCUGAAGGAGGGGCCUGUGCGGGGAUCCCUCUUCCUCCCGGCAGGAAAUGGCCCCUUUCCAGGAGUGAUAGAUAUGUUUGGUGAUGAAGGCGGGUUAAUUGAAUUCCGAUCCAGCCUUCUGGCCACACAUGGCUUUGCUGCUCUUGCCUUGCCAUAUUUUAAUUUUGAGGAUCUCCCUCAAGUCAUGGGCGAUUUCCAUCUUGAGUAUUUUGAACAGGCGGCCAGGUUUCUGCUGCGCCAUCCAAAGGUUAAAGGCUCAGGAAUUGGUGCUGUUGGAACUGGAAAAGGAGCAGAACUGGCCUCUUCAAUGAUGACCUUCCUGCCAGAAGUAGUGGCUGCUGUCUGCAUUUCUGGUUGCAGCUCCAUCACUGCCAGUGCCCUUCAUUAUGGUGAAAUGACUCUGCCUGGACUUCGCUUUAACAUGAGCAGGGUCAGUAUUUCUGAGAACGGGGUGUUUGACAUGUAUGAAGCUUUAGAAGACCCAAUGGACCCAGCCAAUUCACACUGCCGAAUACCUGUGGAAAAAGCAGACGGCCACUUCCUUUUUGUGGUAGGAGAGGAUGACCGCUAUUGGAAGAGCUCUUUGUAUGCAGACAUAGCUAUUGGAUGCCUACGCAAGCAUGGGAAAGACAACUUUAGACUCUUGCAUUACUCUGGAGCAGGUCAUCGCAUCAAUCCAUCUUUUUCCCCUGUUUGUCUGAUAGCUUUAGACCGUAUUCUAGGGGUGCCCAUUUUAGGGGGUGGCGAGAGCAAAGCGCAUGCCCAUGCCCAAGAACAUUCUUGGGGGAAGAUACUCGAGUUUCUGCACUUCCACUUGAGAUAAGUAACUUUCAGUAUUUAUACAUUGGACAAGGUGCUAUAGGCUACCUUAGAAGUGUCUCAGGGACUAAAAAAACAAACAUAUACAUGUAUAUACAUAGAGUGGGGGGGAGGGGGAAAUAAACAAAUAUAACUUGGAGAACCGGGAUAAACUGUAAUGAUGCAAGUAUGUAAGUGGCAUACGAAUGGGUGUUUUCCAGUUUGGAUAUUAUCGAAGAAUAGGGCUUGAUUGUAAUAACUGACCAUCUCCUAAAAGAUUGCUCCAGCAAGCUAUAGUACCGAAGUGUUCAGUUUGUUUUUUUAGCACAAGCUGCAAAAAUGGCAGAGAGAUGGAUUCUUUGUCAUUUGGCAAUCACAUAUUCAGAAUAACAUUAACUAGAAAUUUUAUUUCUGGAACAUGCCAAUCUUCAUCAAACACAGCUGGUUUCAGCACUUUAAAAAGGAACUGCAGGGCUGGGCAGAAAGAGAACAGAGUCACAUGUAGUUUUGAUCCUCUACCAGUCGUUUUUAAAAAGAAAACUUUCACUGAUUGACUCCCUAAGAUUACAAAGAGUUAUUGCUCUGUAUUUGUAUUUCUGGUGACAGCACUGAAAGUAAGACUAACAAGCAGUACAUUUUAAUACUUAAAAGUGCCAAUAAAGAUUCCUUAAAGACUAUAUGCCCUUAAUUUUAAACACAAUUUCUGCCCCAUUUUAUUCAGUCCUCAAUAUCAUUGGACUCUUCAGAAACGGCAAAAUCAUUCCUGUUCUCAAAUUGCUUCUUGGAAUUUGUUUUCAUUGCAUGUGCACAUACAUUAAAGAUAGAUGUGGAAAGAAAAAUAAAUAGAAAAAAACAUAUGUUUUUUUUUUAAUUUCCCUUCUGCCCUACCAUUGCCCCUAAUCUACCAGAUGGGCAUUUUGAACAGAUUGCAUUAAUUUAUUUUUCUGGAGGAAAGAAGUUUGAGAUGGAUUUAACAGUUGAAUAAAUGAAAUAAACCACAUCCUUGAGUGAGUUUGUAACAUAUCAAAGUUAGAAUAUACAGGUUUAUGUGUUUAUAGUUUUUCAUUAAAGAAAAUACUGUUUUUUUUUCAUCUGUGUGGUCAGUGGUUCAAUAUUGCAAUGACUGGGCAAAAAUAGCAUUAUUUACUGUUGAGUUGACCUCAGCUUAUGGUAGCUAUGUCUUUUAUUGAAUCAAUUUGUCUCUGGGACAUGAGAGAAACCUCCCACAGGAUGCUAAAACAUCAGGGAGUCCCCUGGACAACGUUCUUGCAGACUGCCAAUUCUCUCACACCAGAAGCGACUUCCAGUUUCUCAAGGCACUCCUGACACGAAUCUUUUUUGUCUCUAAUAUGGUCUUCCUCAUUUCCUAUUUCCUUCCACUUUCCUGAGCAUUAUGAUAUUUUGCAGUCAUGUCAUCUGAUGAUGCACUUCUAGGGAAUGGUGAGACCUACUCUUACAACCAUUGAUUAAGCUUUUGUUAAUAUAUAGCAUCUACAGAAUUCUCUCCGGCAUCAUGUUUCAGCCAUAUUUUGGGCUAAGGUUGAAUCACAUUAUUUUAUGGCAUUUAGAUAUGUCAAAUAUUUAUUUGUAUUUUUUCUCUUAACAUUUAUUUUUAUGUUAUUGAGACAACGUUGAGACCAGCUGCCAGACACAUUAAUCUAAGGUAGUGAAGGAGUCCCCUGACAUUAAGUCUAGUCAUGUCCAACUCGGGGGGGAUGGUGCUCAUCUCAAUUUCUAAGCCAAAGAGCCAGCGUUGUCCGUAGACACCUCCAAGAUCAUGUGGCUGGCAUGACUGCAUGGAGAGCCAUUACCUUCCCACCGGAGCGGUACCUAUUGAUCUAUUCACAUUUGAAUGUUUUAGAACUGCUAGGUUGGCAGCAGCUGGGACCAACAGUAGGAGCUCAUCCCACUCCCUGGAUUCAAACCACCGACUUUUCGGUCAGCAAGUUCAGCAGCUCAGUGGUGUAAUCUGCUGUGCCACAGGGAGCUCCUUACAUUAAUCUAAAAGGGCUGAAAUCUCGGGACUCAGCCUAACCGGAAGUCGGGCAUACACGACGACGGCCUCCCCCGUACCUCUAUGGUACUUCCGGGAGAGAGGCCCCUCUGUUUCCAGGUGAGCCUCUAUGGUGCAGCUGUGGAUUCCGCUCGCCGCCUUCCCCUCAGGUGAGCAUGCGCGCGGGCUGAGCGUGCCCUAGCAACAGAAAGCGGGAGGCGAUAGCAACCAGGAUGAGGCGAAUGGGAAGAUACUCAUUUGAAGAGAGAACUUAAUGUUAUUGCAUCUUAUCAUCCGGGAGUGAUCUGACUGCUAGAAGUCAUCUUCGAUAGAAUGGCAAAGGCAACAACUAUUAAGGAAGCUCUAGCCAGAUGGG